Molecule: messenger RNA, 824 nt
Organism: Racocetra fulgida
Lineage: Eukaryota; Fungi; Glomeromycota; Glomeromycetes; Diversisporales; Gigasporaceae
Source: the annotation of a GenBank genome assembly
CACUUGGGAGGAUUUUAUUCAACUGCAUAAACAUUUAAAAAAAUGCUUCAAUAUCGAAGGUCCAUUGAAAAAUUAUGUGUUUAUUAUUGGGGAUAAAGAAAUGAAUUUUGGCUGGUCAAAAAUCCAAAUCAUCGACUUUCUCAAACAACAAAAGUGUUCGGGUGAUAAUCCAGUCCGGAUAUCCAAUGUAGAAAAAGAAAAAGAGCCAUCAUAUCACUCUAGAAGUAAGGAAGAUGAGGAAAUCGUCCAGAAAGCUUUUAAUAGAACUUUUCAAGAUCCAAGUAACCUUUCGGAAAGGUUUAUACAAUUUAUUGACAAGUGUCUGGAUAAAUACGAAACAACGAGUAACGAAUAUUAUGCGCCAUAUACAACUUUAAUUCAAGCCAGUGGCACAGGGAAAUCCAAAUUAUUGAUAAGUGUUGCCGAAGAGAUAAUGACCGUAUACUGCUGUUUGCGGGAAUUCGGAUCAAGUGGCUAUCCACCCAGAUCGAAUAUUGCCGGAAUACUAAUAAAAGAGUUUGAUAGUGAACAAGAAGCCAAAGCUACCUACCUUGCGUACAUAUGCGCAUGUUUUCAAAAGAUGCAGGAUUUCGAUGUAGAUUGUAAGAAAUGGUUGGAUGGGCAUACCAAUAAAAAUUUGCAAGAGAAUUUUUGGAAAGAUGUUGAAAACAGAAUGAAAUCUAUCAAGGACGAUUUAAUGAAAUGUUCUACGGAUAGCGAUACAACUGAAUCGGUUAAGAAAUAUUUGGUUAAAAAAGAAAGAAAAGAACGAGAAGGUUCAGUUAAAUACCUGUUUGCAUUCGAUGAAGCUCGUAUGCUGGUUG